ACCCACUGCAAAGUCUGAAAACACAGUCGAAACUCAAGGCCACUCCACUCCACUCCACUCCAUGGUUGUUUCCCUCCCACCAAAAACAAUGGCCGCCAUUUUGUCUCAAUCUUACCUCUCCUCCGAUUCAGUCUCUUUCUCCUCUUCUUCCUCCCUCUCCGAUCGCAAUUUCCGGCUAUCGUUCCGUUUCUCCGAUAACUCCGCCUCUUCUCCGGUCAAUCUUCCGUCGACUCGGCGACCAAUCUCCGUUCAGGCUUCCUCUGCUAUUUCGUCCCCUCCAUAUUCCGUAGAUGGAAAAGGAAAAACAGAGCCUAGAGAUUUUCUUCACAUUAGUGACUUUGACAAAGCCACUAUAUUGAAGAUCUUAGAUCGUGCCAAAGAGGUCAAGGCACUGAUAAAAUCAGGGGACAGGUCAUAUCUCCCAUUCAAAGGGAAAACCAUGGCAAUGAUUUUUGCCAAGCCAUCCAUGAGGACACGGGUUUCAUUUGAGACUGGAUUUUUCUUGCUUGGUGGCCAUGCUUUAUAUUUGGGACCAGAUGAUAUCCAGAUGGGUAAGCGGGAGGAAACUCGUGAUGUUGCUCGUGUGCUUUCACGCUAUAAUGAUGUCAUUAUGGCACGCCUUUUUGCUCAUCAGGACAUUCUGGAUCUGGCUAAGUAUGCAACAGUACCUGUAAUUAAUGGGCUGACAGAUUACAACCAUCCUUGUCAAAUAAUGGCUGAUGCGCUCACAAUAAUUGAACAUAUUGGUCAGUUGGAAGGAACAAAGGUUGUCUAUGUUGGGGAUGGAAACAACAUUGUACAUUCUUGGCUGUUGUUGGCGUCAGUUAUUCCUUUCCAUUUUGUAUGUACCUGCCCUAAAGAUUUUGAACCAGAUCAAAAGACAGUUGAGAAGGCAAGGCGGGCUGGAAUCAGCAAAAUUGAGAUAACAAAUGAUCCAAAGGAAGCUGUUAGAGGAGCAGAUGUUGUAUAUUCAGAUGUGUGGGCCAGCAUGGGGCAAAAGGAAGAAGCUUCUUAUCGCCGCCAAGUGUUCCAAGGGUUCCAGGUGGAUAAAGCUCUUAUGCAAUUAGCUGGUCCAAAAGCCUAUUUUAUGCAUUGUUUACCAGCAGAAAGAGGCGUGGAGGUUACUGAUGAAGUUAUUGAAGCUCCAAACUCUAUCGUCUUCCCCCAAGCCGAAAACCGAAUGCAUGCACAAAAUGCAAUAAUGCUUCAUGCGCUUGGCUUGUGAUUGCAUCGUUCCUACACUAUCAUCUUUGAAUGUAGCCAAUUUAGUUGGUUUUUCUUUAAAUUCGUACUUUCAAUCUUCAACAGUGCUAGAACAUGAGCAGUUUUGUCUGUACUUCACGUGUUUUGUGUCAUGUCAAGGGAAUGGAUCUUCCAUGUUUGGAGCUUGAAGUUAACAGUUGCCAUUCUUAUGCUUUGAGGAUAUUCUAGUCAAUGUUAAAGUUAGAGCUUGCUUUUGUCUGUUGAAUCAUCUUUUUGGUUUUCA
Messenger RNA from Camellia sinensis, 1486 nucleotides. RefSeq names its product ornithine transcarbamylase, chloroplastic. The record is from RefSeq and is a predicted model, not a curated record. Lineage: Eukaryota; Viridiplantae; Streptophyta; Magnoliopsida; Ericales; Theaceae. Gene Ontology annotation, biological process: L-citrulline biosynthetic process. Gene Ontology annotation, molecular function: ornithine carbamoyltransferase activity; amino acid binding. Gene Ontology annotation, cellular component: intracellular membrane-bounded organelle.